Drosophila gunungcola (fruit fly) is the source of this 1910-nucleotide messenger RNA. RefSeq lists its product as uncharacterized. The record is from RefSeq and is a predicted model, not a curated record. Bases 187 to 1362 code for a protein of 391 amino acids. Lineage: Eukaryota; Metazoa; Arthropoda; Insecta; Diptera; Drosophilidae. The transcript is spliced from 2 exons.
CAUAGCUAUUGUUUUCUUUUUGUUUUUACUGAACAGAACAAAAAACCAGGUAUAAUGUUGUUUUGUGCUGAAAAUCAACGUUCAAAUAGCAAGUAAAACAGGGAUCAACUAUUGUUAUCCCCCAAAAUCGAGCAGAGAAAGACAGGGGAGUCCCCAAUUUAUGUGACCGCCGAGGAGGACGUCGCCAUGGAGGACUACGAUCUGGAGGACUACGACCUGAACUUUGUGCAACUGAGUCGCCAGCAGGUGGUGCAGCGGUAUUCGGGUGCAGUGCGUCAGCUGCGCCGCCUGGCGGACCAACGGUAUGCGGUGCGCUCCCUGAGCUUCGACAACUAUGUGCUGUUCCAGUAUUUCCGGCAGCGCAACUGGCAGACGGGCGUCACGCCCCAAAUGCCAGCCGCCCCAUUGAUGGCGUACCUCAAGCUGGAGGUACUGCAUCACCUGCUGGACCGCCGGCGCCAGAUCCUCUGCUGGCUCUUCUACCUAACGCUGGUAUCGCUCUGCGUGGCCGCCUAUCGCUACGAGACGACCAGCAGCAACGGUGGCCACCAGGAGCGCGUCGUCCAGGCCAUGGUCUAUCCGGGAAUGCGCAUGUGGCGGCGGAUGACGAUGCCACUGAUCCAACGGUUCCCACAGCUCACCGAGCUCCACGACGAGUCCUGCCUGAUGGGCAACCCGUUCUUUCAGCUGGAGGAUCUCAGCUGCGGGCCGUGUGCCGACGUGGAGAGCGUUUGGCUGGAGGGCGAGGAGUGUGUGGAUGGCUCCCACCUGCUGACGGAGCAGCAGCACCAAAAGUGCCAUCAGCCCGAGGGUUCGCCCUUUGCCUUUCGCAGCCAGCAGCUUGAGCCGAUCGAUUUGAGCCACUUCUACAACAUCUAUGCCAGCAACCAUCAGAUCUUCCAGCGCGAUGCCUAUCGGGUGCACUCCACCAACCAGGAUGUGCACAAUCUCGAGGAUCUCUUCGGUCAGUUCAACAGCAGCUGGACGCAGCAGGCUCAUAAUCUGUGGCGCUGCAAUCGGAUGCUGCCCGCCAGACUGCUGCGUCCCAUUUUCGCCCGGCCAACGCGUCUGCCCAGCAUGGGCGUGGCCAUGGAGCGUUAUGUGGCCAUCGAUACUGCCCAGGCGCCGGCCUACACUCUGCCAGAGACGGAAUGCCCCAAUGUGUAUGUCCACCAGGCGGUCGGCACGCGGUUCAUCAUCCUGCGACCCACCAGUGAGUGCCGGCACCGCUGUCGCACCCUCUCCCUGCGACUCACCCAGUCCCUUGUGCUCAGUUACAAUUGGUUGUACUGGAAACCGAUCUCUGCGCCGGAUCCCAUCUCGGAAUCGCUGUCCAUCAGCCUAAUUGGGUCCUACUGCUAAAGGAUCCAGAUUGAGAACCAUUUCCUGUUCCCACUUCCUCGCUCCUAGCUUUAAGCGCCAUAUAUACGAACAAACAACCACGACUUUAACCAAGCCAAAAUUAAUUUACGAAUUUUGCCGCCCCAUUGGAAAAGCAAGCAAACAAAAAAAAACGAAAUUAAACGAAACGAAAGGAAAGGAAAGGAAAGGAAAGCAAAGAAAGGAGGGAGGGAUAAAUCCCAAAGGAAGGAAGCUAAAAGCUGCCUUCGCUAUCAGUUUAUAGUCUCUAAGGCCACCGGCUCAAUUCGUCGCCCUGUGUAAUCCUCAAGCCCUAGAUCGUAAUCUUAGUUUAGUUUAACAGUUAACAAACUCCUGGCCGCCGCGCUUCAUCCUUGUGUUCGUCGUUCUAACCAUUCUGCAUUUACAACUCGGCUCUAAGUUCUGUUCACACCAACUAGCGUAGUAAACGAAGAAAAACUAUUUUGUAAAUAUCCAUUGCCAGACCUGAGUUUGACUUUGUGUUUUUGCAACAACUCGCAAAAUAAAAGAUACCUUAUAUUACACAACAA